Messenger RNA from Aegilops tauschii subsp. strangulata, 1405 nucleotides. Its product is annotated as protein G1-like4. Gene Ontology annotation, cellular component: nucleus. The record is from RefSeq and is a predicted model, not a curated record. Gene Ontology annotation, biological process: mRNA transcription; response to light stimulus. NCBI's taxonomy places the organism in Eukaryota, Viridiplantae, Streptophyta, Magnoliopsida, Poales, Poaceae.
CCCCUCGCUCGGUCGCUCGCUUUCUCCUCCUCCCCCACCAUGGAUGGAAAAUAAAAGGAUUUCAGCUUUAGUCAUGUCACCUCUCACCUCUCACUCAACAGUGUCUCCCGUCUUCCCCCCUCUUUCACCUAAAAGCCCUAACAGUGCCGCACCUCUGUAUCCGUCCUACCAUCUCCUCUUUCUCUCUCUCUCUCUCUCUACGUCGCUGCUCCAUCUCUCACUCACUUCGCAGAUCCCCCCCUUUUUUAGGCCAAACAAUCCAUCCACCGCCCCCUGAAACCCACCUAAAAAUAGCAGCGGCAGCAUGCCAAUGAAAUCCCUUCAAGGCUAUUCCAGCACAUGAAGAAGGUUUCGUCUUCGAGCAACAAGCUCUGGCCAGCUGCAGCAGGAGCAGCUCAGGUCAGAUUAAUGGACCUAUGAGCAACAGCAACUACUACUGCUGCUGCGAUCAAAUUCUCGAGCCAGCUUCUUCACCUCCCGCCGACGCCACUGUUGCUGCUGGUCGACCUAUCUUCUUCGCGGCUCUGAGUCCGCCACCGGCGAAAAAGGGAUCGGCCGCGUGCCGCCGUGAGGAAAGGUUGAUCCAUGGACCUGUCACCAAACCCCGAGAGCCCGAAUGCCCCGGGCGGCGGUGGCGGCAGCGGCGCCGGUGGAUCUAGCGGCGGUGGAGGGGCGUCCUCGUCUGCUGGGGGUGGAGGCACGCCGCAGACGCCCAGCCGGUACGAGGCGCAGAAGCGGCGGGACUGGAACACGUUCGGGCAGUACCUGCGGAACCACCGGCCGCCGCUGAGCCUCGCGCAGUGCAGCGGCGCGCACGUGCUGGAGUUUCUGCGGUACCUGGACCAGUUCGGCAAGACCAAGGUGCACACGGCGUCGUGCCCCUUCUUCGGCCACCCGAACCCGCCGGCGCCCUGCCCCUGCCCACUGCGUCAGGCGUGGGGGAGCCUCGACGCGCUCGUGGGACGCCUUCGCGCCGCGUUCGAGGAGCACGGCGGCCGCCCCGAGUCCAACCCCUUCGCCGCCCGCGCGGUCCGCCUGUUCCUCCGCGAGGUCCGCGAGCACCAGGCUCGCGCGCGCGGCGUCAGCUACGAGAAGAAGAAGCGCAAGAAGCCGACGCCUGGUGACGCCAGCAGCAGCGGCAGCCACCAGGCUCCACCCCCGCCGCCACCGCCCCCCGCUGGUGCGGCCUGCUGAGGAGGAGAGAGGACCUGUACUGCGCACGUGCCCAUUUGGUAUGCCGGACCGAUGAUGAGCAUAUUUUAUGUAGGUCUCGAUCGAUUAACUGCUUGUGCAUGCAUGCAUUGUUUUACUACCAUUCUGCCGGGCUUAAGAUCUAGACUAGAUGAUUCAGACUUUUAUUGAUCGUGCUACGUCCAUUUGCUAGUUAUUAUUUGCUUCUGCUUAA